Molecule: messenger RNA, 1727 nt
Organism: Cadophora gregata
Lineage: Eukaryota; Fungi; Ascomycota; Leotiomycetes; Helotiales; Ploettnerulaceae
Exons: 6
Coding region: 324-1727 (467 amino acids)
Source: RefSeq, a predicted model, not a curated record
GCACCGGAUGAUCGACGUGCUGCAGAAACGUGAUCUCCAACUCGUUUUUGGACUUGGAUCUCAGCAGGAGUGAGCUUUUUGGGACACUGGAUUUCAGCUCUCUCGGAUGUUAUAAUGAUUCUUUUAUAAUUAUCUCUAUACGAAUCAUAUCAAAGCUUUCUGUAAGGUGGUCUGGUUAACUAACACCACCCAAGAACAUCCCCCUCGAGCCCUUUAAGACAUCCUCUCGCUUACUGUACGUCAUGACGUCCCGAGCUGAGGGAGCGUUCCCUGGACCCAAACAGAGUCGUUACAUUGAAGCACUCAUAAAUUCUAUUUUUUAAAUGUUAAUGUCACGCCCAUCCACCUGGUUUUCAUUGUUGAUAACAACAGAGAGAUCUCCACAAUUACUGGUCAAACAAUUCAGCUCCAGCACCGUUGAAAUGAAACGCAAAGCCGGCUCGUCGCCCGAGCCAUCAGCAAGAAAAGUGGCAAAGCUCGCAGACUAUUGCUGUACUCCGACUUGUCGAGAUUCGCAAGGUGUCGAAAUAUGGCCAGCUCCGGAGUCUCAAAUGAUAGCCGCGCGAAAGUUUUUGCAAAACUGUGUCACGGCUCAGAAGAAAACCCUCAUCGUACCAGAUAAAGAUGCAGAUGGGCUCAGUUCAGGAGUCAUUGUUCACAGAACUUUGGUGAAAUUAGGUCUUGAUCCGAAAUUGCUCGACGUUCAUCUAGUCCAGAAAGGAUCGAAUAUACAUGAGCCUUUCGAGCGACAGGCCAUGUUGGAAAAAGAAGCAGAAUUCAUUAUUGUCCUAGAUCAAGGGAGCAGAGGAGCUCCUCCAGUAGUCGACGAUCCAAACACCAAACCAAUCAUAAUCGACCACCACUUGAGUGGCGACUUUCCUGAGGGCGCCGAAGUUGUGUCGGCGUGUCACUGUCCACCAGUCGCCACUUCAGCUCUCUUGACAUACGAGAUCUGCAAAGAGCUCCAUCCAGAUAUCGCUUCAGAGUGUGGAUACCUCUGCGCGAUCGGCACGCAUGGAGAUCUGGGCAAUACACUGAAAUGGCUACCGCCUUUUCCAGAUAUGACAGAAACUUUCAAGAAGCAUACCAAGAAGAUUCUCAAUGACUGUGUUUCCUAUCUCAAUGCUCCUCGACGUACUGGCACCUAUGAUGUGAUCACUGCUUGGAAUGACCUUCUCCAAGCCAAAGAUCCUAGAGAGAUACUCAAAAACCGCCGUUUGGCACAAGCACGUGAAGAGAUCAACAUCGAAGUCGAGAAACAAACGCACACCCCACCGAAAUUCAGCAAGGAUGGGAAGAUCGCCGUGCUAAAGAUAAACAGCAAGGCUCAGGUUCAUCCUGUGAUUGCCACACGAUGGGCAGGAACUCUAAAAUCCAAAGCCCUCGAAAUUAUCAUGGUAGCCAAUUACGGCUAUUUACCAGGCAAAGUCAACUUCUCUUGCCGCAUCGCCCGAUGUGCUCGGGAUCGCGAUCCUCCAGUCAACAUCAUCGAGUCAUUAAAAGCUGUAGCGGACCUAGAUACAGGUGAUCUGAUUCAGCGAAUGGGUGAGAGUUUCGCGAGAGGACACAAGGAGGCCUCGGGUGGAAUCAUUCCGACAGCCGAGUUCGAGGAACUGUGUGUUCUGAUGAAAGUUGGCGAGAAACCAGACAAGGUGGACGGAGAGUCACCAAAGAAGAAAGCGGAUGCCCAGAAGAAUACUCUAAAUAAUUAUUUCAAGAAGUCUUGA